This is a messenger RNA of Cheilinus undulatus (humphead wrasse), 2002 nucleotides long. It is a transcript of the gene ccnb3, whose product is annotated as cyclin B3. Gene Ontology annotation, molecular function: cyclin-dependent protein serine/threonine kinase regulator activity. The transcript is spliced from 12 exons. The record is from RefSeq and is a predicted model, not a curated record. Gene Ontology annotation, biological process: mitotic cell cycle phase transition; regulation of cyclin-dependent protein serine/threonine kinase activity. Gene Ontology annotation, cellular component: cytoplasm; cyclin-dependent protein kinase holoenzyme complex; nucleus. Lineage: Eukaryota; Metazoa; Chordata; Actinopteri; Labriformes; Labridae. The coding region runs from base 197 to 1486 and encodes 429 amino acids.
CGCAGCAGAUUUGUACCCGCAGCUGAAACACUUUUGUUUGAAACUCUCGCCAUUGAAGGAGCACAGCGAGACUGGACUAUUUACAUCAAUUUAAUGCCCUUAAACUAAGCGUUUGAGUCAAACGAGGAGGAAUUGUGAAAUACGAUCUAAUUGCAGCCUUUUAUAGGGUUUGUUUUCGUGGAUCAAGGAGCCAGACAUGCCUGUACCGAGGGGGAAGAAGCCCACAGCUCCUGCUGGGAGCAGGAUACCCAAGCUUAACUCAACGACCAGCGAAAACCAGGAUGAAGGCUCCCAGGUGAAAAGGUCCUCCUCCCCUCCUAAUGGGGCCCCAAAGAAGAGGACUGCCUUUAUAGACAUCACAAAUGCCCACAAGGUUCAGAUCAGCCUUCCAGGCAGGAAAAAGGAUCCAGCGAAGAAGCAGGCCAAGAAAACAAGCUCCGCCUCCGUGUCGACAAAGAACCAAACUAACCUGAAAAAGUCUUUAUCUGUAAGCUCUGAGGGGACGCCGGAUGACAAAGCAAAGACCGACACAGACGAAGAGCGGGAAGAGGCGGUGCAGAAGGAUGCAGCAGCUCCAGUUGAAGAGCUGGCGGCUGCUGCAGCACCCUCUGCUGCCCGGGAGGUGCCAGCACACCUUCAGAAACAACAUAUCCCAGAAGAGUUUGACAUCGACUCUGAGAACUCUGAGGACUGUUUCAUGUGCCCCGAGUACGCUAAGGAAAUCUUCGACUACCUCAAACAGAGAGAGGAGAAGUUUGUCCUCUUUAACUACAUGCCGAAGCAGCCCAGCCUGAACCCAGAGAUGAGGGCCAUCCUGAUUGACUGGCUGGUUGAAGUGCAGGAGAACUUUGAGCUGUACCAUGAGACCCUGUACCUGGCUGUAAAGAUGACAGACCACUACCUGUCCCAGACUCCGGUCCACAGGGAGAUGCUGCAGCUCGUCGGCUCAACCACCAUGCUCAUCGCCUCCAAGUUUGAGGAGCGCAGUCCUCCGUGCGUCGACGACUUUCUUUAUAUCUGUGAUGACGCGUACAAGAGGGAGGAGCUUAUCUCCACCGAGGCCAACAUCCUGCAGGCUCUCCGCUUCGACAUCAACAUCCCCAUCCCAUACCGCUUCCUCAGACGCUAUGCCAAGUGUGUGAGCGCGGGCAUGGACACGCUGACUCUGGCGCGGUACUUCUGUGAGAUGAGUCUGAUGGAGAUGGAGAUGGUGGCGGUGAGGGGGUCGCUGCUCGCCUCUGCCUGCCUGCUGAUGGCGCUGGUUACCAAAGACCUGGGAGGAUGGAGUCCCAUCCUGCAGUUCCACUCUGGGUAUCAGACGUCAGAUUUGGCGCCUGUCGUCAGAAAACUCCACGUGAUGCUUUCAGCGCCUCCUGAUGACAAACUCAGAGCCAUCAGGAACAAAUACUCCCACAAGGUGUUUUUUGAAGUUGCAACCCUUCCGUUGGUCAGCAUGGACUCUUUGGAGAAAGCGUUACACCAGUGAGAUCCAAAAAAUAUCAACUCUUACCAAGCUAGAGUGAAAAUCUAUAAAAUAUUUCCUUAAACCUUGUAAAUAAUUUGUUAAUAUGUUUUAAUAUUUAUGAACAUAUUCUUGUCUUUUAUAUAUUUGAAAUAAAUGUUUGACUCCAGUUUGAGUUGGAAAAAAGUUCAAACGUAGGCAUUUGUGAUUAAAAAGUUUGUGUAUUGUUUUACAGUUAUAGCUUAUUUUAGUUACAUUUCAUUUUUAUGAGAAGAUAAAGUCUUGCUUUAUUAGACGCCUUUGUAGCUGGGAGGUUAGUAAACUCUUCCUUUACUCAUGAAUCAUUGGUACAAGCCCACCAGUUUUUAUAAGGUUCAUAUUGUUGAGUUUAGAGGAAGUGUAUUUUUACAUGUUGUACAGUGUUUAUCAUGUUAAUAUCCCUAUGCUAAUCUGUAUAAAAGACGACCAGAUGAUGCUGUGCUAUUUUUUAAUGGCUGUCAAGCAUUCUCUUAAAAUAAAGAUGUGUUUUUAUGUGUUCGA